Molecule: messenger RNA, 899 nt
Organism: Planococcus citri (citrus mealybug)
Lineage: Eukaryota; Metazoa; Arthropoda; Insecta; Hemiptera; Pseudococcidae
Gene: mRpL22
Product: mitochondrial ribosomal protein L22
Exons: 4
Coding region: 161-850 (229 amino acids)
Biological process (GO): translation
Cellular component (GO): ribosome; mitochondrial large ribosomal subunit
Molecular function (GO): structural constituent of ribosome
Source: RefSeq, a predicted model, not a curated record
UCCUAGUCCCAAACUUUAUUUCUUAUCAAAACACAAAAAAUUUUUAUCAACACAAAAUGUAAAAAUUCGCCGAAAAUCGAAAAUUGCUGUAGAAAUACGAAUAGAAUUUUGAAAAACUUUGUUCUUAAAAGUCAUCUAACUUCGUAAUAUUCUAACAAAAAUGUGGAACUCGGUGCGAUAUGUUUGUAAAAAAAGUAUUACCCAGAUGGCCAACUUCAAUAAUUCACUUCAUCCGGUGAAUGCUAUUUUAAUACGUUCUUAUGCCGAUCACUCCAAAGCUUCUCAUAUGUACACGAAUUUUAUGAACUCCGGACCAGAUCUUACGAAAGAAGAUAACGCUAAACUGUCGAAAUGGAUGAAACUUAAUGAAAAAGUUUACCCUCCUCAAGAUCCCUCAGAACCUCCGAGACCUGCUUACGUUUGCCAUGAACUAAUCAACUUAAAAUACAGUCCGAAGAAAAUGUGGUAUGUUUGUCGUUUUGUUCGUGGACUAACAAUUGACGAAGCUCUUAAGCAGCUAGCACUGGUCGGAAGAAAAGGUGCAGAAAUCGCGACACGAGCAAUUAAUGAAGCGGCUGACAUGGCUGUGAAGGAUCACAAUGUUGAAUUCAGAACUAACUUAUGGAUCGCUGAGUGUUUCCAUGGCAGAGGUGUAAUGGUGAAAGGAGUACGUAGACAUGCUAAAGGCAGAAUCGGUUUGGUUCAUUACAGAUAUUGCAACUUUUACAUAAGAUUAGAAGAAGGUAAGCCUCCGGCGGAUUAUUAUAGAAAAGGAGACCGAUCUGGUCCUGCGUUGCUUGAAAAAUGGGUAACUGAAAUGAGAGGUCGUAAAAUUUAUAAUACUUUGUAAUAAUGUUAUUAGUCUUUGUGAAAAUAUAUUUGUACAUUUUGUUAUCGUA